Molecule: messenger RNA, 1815 nt
Organism: Thyridium curvatum
Lineage: Eukaryota; Fungi; Ascomycota; Sordariomycetes; Thyridiales; Thyridiaceae
Exons: 5
Coding region: 1-1815 (604 amino acids)
Molecular function (GO): protein binding
Source: RefSeq, a predicted model, not a curated record
AUGUCCAUGUAUCCCGCCCAUCGCGGAAUGGGGGGCGUUCCUCCAGGGAACAAUGGCGCCAGGCUGAACGAGCUCCUCGAGCAGGUCAGGUCCGAGUUUGAGUCUCAGAUGCGCACCAGCGAGAACUAUGAGCAUCAGAUCCAGGCGCAGGUCAACGAGAUGCAGCUCAUCCGUGAGAAGGUGUAUGCCAUGGAGCAGACCCACAUGAACCUUAAGCAGAAGUAUGAGGAAGAAAUUGCUCACCUGCGCCGCCAACUCGAGCAACGCGGUGGAGCUCCGCAGGGCGCCAUGGCCGGUCCUCCCCAACACGGCGGUCCCCCGCAGCCUCCGUCGAUUGGCAUGGGCAACAACGUCUUUGCCUCCAUAAUGGCUGGUCAAGGAGGCCAGGGUGGUCUUGCUCCCCCGCCUCCCCCGCCGCAAGAGCAGCAGCCUCCUCAGCACCAGAUGACACAGCCGCCUCCUGGUCUCCAAGGCCCCCCUCCCCCUCCCCCACCGCCUUCUCAGCAACAGCCACCCUUCCAGCAGCCUUACCCGGCUGGGCCUGCUCCCGGCGGUUUCCCCUCGCAGCCGCCUCCGAGCACGGCUUCUCCCGGCCCCGGAAAGCGCGGCGGCAUUGGUAGGCCUCCUGCCGCCGGCCCUGCCACUCCUCAGAUCAACACCCCGAUCCCCUACCCGGGACCUGGCCAGUCUCCUCAGGUCGCUUCCCACCCGACUCCCGAUCAUGCACGCAUGCAGAUGGCUCCUGCUGCUCACCCGCCGCCGAAUGCUCUUGGCGACCUGGACCCUGAGCGCCUGCCCGCCCACUUCAAGAAGACGCGAGAUGACUGGUUUGUUAUCUUCAACCAGGCUGUCCCUCGUGUCCUCGAUGUUGACCUGGUCCACACCCUCCAACAUGAGAGCGUCGUCUGCUGUGUUCGAUUCAGUACCGAUGGUAAGUACGUGGCCACUGGUUGCAACCGCUCGGCGCAGAUCUACGACGUGCAGACCGGCGAGAAGCUGUGUGUCCUCCAGGACGACUCGGUCGACAUCACCGGCGAUCUGUACAUCCGUAGCGUCUGCUUCAGCCCCGAUGGCAAGUACCUGGCCACCGGUGCCGAGGACAAGCUUAUUCGAGUCUGGGAUAUUCAGUCAAGAACCAUCCGCAACACCUUCUCGGGUCACGAGCAAGACAUCUACUCGCUUGACUUUGCUCGUGAUGGACGUACUAUUGCUUCCGGUAGCGGUGACCGCACAGUACGCCUGUGGGAUAUCGAGACGGGUGGCAGCAUCCUGACCCUGAGUAUCGAGGAUGGUGUUACGACCGUCGCUAUCUCGCCCGACACCAAGUAUGUUGCCGCGGGCUCCCUCGACAAGAGUGUCAGGGUUUGGGAUAUCGCCCAUGGCUUCCUUGUGGAGCGUUUGGAGGGCCCAGAUGGGCACAAGGACAGUGUUUACAGUGUCGCGUUCUCUCCGAGCGGCAAGGACCUCGUCAGUGGAAGCUUGGAUAAGACGAUCAAGAUGUGGGAGCUUAGUACGCCCCGCGGUCUUCCGAACCAGGUGCCCAAGGGCGGGCGAUGCGUCAAGACCUUUGAGGGUCACAGGGACUUCGUGCUGUCCGUGGCUCUCACCCCCGAUGCCGCUUGGGUCAUGUCGGGCUCCAAGGAUCGCGGUGUCCAGUUCUGGGAUCCCCGUACUGGCAACACGCAGCUUAUGCUCCAGGGCCACAAGAACUCGGUCAUCUCGGUUGCUCCCAGCCCCACGGGAGGCUACUUCGCCACUGGCUCAGGCGAUAUGCGCGCUCGUAUCUGGUCUUACAGCCGCUACCACGGCGCUUAG